Amborella trichopoda is the source of this 1220-nucleotide messenger RNA. Its product is annotated as large ribosomal subunit protein uL22y. The record is from RefSeq and is a predicted model, not a curated record. Gene Ontology annotation, cellular component: ribosome; cytosolic large ribosomal subunit. Gene Ontology annotation, biological process: cytoplasmic translation. NCBI's taxonomy places the organism in Eukaryota, Viridiplantae, Streptophyta, Magnoliopsida, Amborellales, Amborellaceae. Gene Ontology annotation, molecular function: structural constituent of ribosome.
GGUUAUAUAUGGAGGACAGCCAUACUGAUGCGUGCACUUUAGCCCUUGGCCUUUUUUUCAGCUUCAGCAAUGGUGAAGUAUUCUAGGGAGCCAGACAACCCUACGAAAUCCUGCAAGGCCAGAGGGUCCGACCUAAGGGUUCACUUUAAGAACACAAGGGAGACAGCCCAUGCCAUCAGGAAGCUGCCAUUGGCCAAGGCUAAGAGGUAUUUGGAGGGUGUUCUUGCUCACAAGCAGGCGAUUCCUUUCCAGCGUUUUUGUAGCGGUGUUGGGCGCACUGCUCAAGCAAAGAACCGCCAUCCAAAUGGGCAAGGGCGUUGGCCUGUCAAGUCUGCGAAGUUCAUUUUGAACUUGCUCAAAGGUGCUGAGAGUAAUGCAGAUGUGAAAGGCUUGGAUGUGGAUACACUGUGCAUAUCGCACAUCCAGGUGAAUCAAGCCCAGAAGCAGAGGCGCCGAACUUACCGUGCCCAUGGAAGGAUCAACCCUUACAUGUCGUCUCCUUGCCAUAUUGAGUUGAUAUUGUCCGAAAAGGACGCCUCUGUUAAGAAAGAGGCGGAAACUCAAGUGGUGCCCAAGAAGACAAAGAAACUUCGCAGUGGGGCUUCAUCUUGAGGAGUACGGAGAGAGAGAGAGAGUCAGGUUUUGUUUCUUAGUUUUCAAAUUUGCCUGUAGUUCUAUUUUCUUGAUAGGGUUGGCUUGACGUUAUGGAUAGUGGUUCAUUCAGUGAUUUGUCUUCCUAGAAAUGUCAAUUUUGUUUUUUGGAGCCAUAACUCUUAUUUUUGGGUCAGAGAGAGAUGUUUGUUUGUUUCUCGAAGUGUGUUGGUUUCAUUACGGAGCAGGUGUUGAAGGAGUUGCUUGGGUGGCAUGGAUGGUCAAAAAAUGGCAGCAGUACCCGCUAUUUUGUUCUUUGGGAGGAAGUCGUAUGCCUUCCUCUGCUACCCUUACAGAAGUAGGAAAUGUUAGACUCAGCCCGUCCAAUGGACUCUUUCGUCAGAGUUCAAUCCAAAUAGAGGACUGAGAAACUUCUAAAUCCAAGUAGAGGACUGAGAAACUUGGACCCUCUCUCUUUCUCUCUCUCUAAAUCCAAGUAGAGGACUAAGAAACUUGGAAUCUCUCUCUCUAAAUCCAAGUAGAGGACUGAGAAACUUGGAAUCUGUGUGUAAAAUCUAACAACAGGUUGUCACCUAAAAUGAAUAAUAGUAUAAGUUAUGUUUCCAGCU